AUGGGGAAGUCUCCACGUGGUGCUGUCUGUGGUUUGGGUGAGGAGCUGUUGGGGCCCAUCUGUUCAGCUGGGGGCUGUGACUUGUGCCUCAGGGGUGGAAAAGGAGAGCCACGUCCUUGGAAACCCACAGAGCUGUUGGUGUCUUCCCCCUGCAGGCACAUCUCCUUCAAGAGGCACCUGCCCCGGCAGAUGCACGUGUCCAGCAUGGAUUACGGCCUGGAUUCGCCGGCCGUGGCCGAGCAGCCCACCAGCAUCGGCCGCAUCAAGCCCGAGCUCUACAAACAGAAGACUCUGGACACCGAGGACACCAAGAAAGAGGCGGAGAAAACCUGUGGGAAAAUCAACUUCACUCUCAAGUACGACUACGAGAACGAGACGCUGACUGUCCGAAUCCUCAGGGCUUUUGACUUGCCAGCCAAAGACUUCUGCGGCAGCUCGGAUCCCUACGUGAAGAUCUACCUCCUGCCCGACCGCAAGCGCAAGUUCCAGACGCGGGUGCACAGGAAGACUCUGAACCCCACCUUCGACGAGUCCUUCCACUUCCCCGUGCCCCACGAGGAGCUGGCGAGCAGGAAGCUCCACCUGAGCGUCUUUGACUUUGACAGGUUCUCCAGGCACGACAUGAUAGGAGAAGUUAUCUUGGAGAACCUGUUCGAGGACUCAGACCUCUCCCGGGAGACUUCCAUCUGGAGGGACAUUCAGUACGCCACGACGGAAAGCGUGGACCUGGGCGAGAUCAUGUUUUCCCUUUGUUAUUUGCCAACUGCAGGUCGCCUCACCUUAACAGUCAUUAAAUGCAGGAAUCUCAAAGCUAUGGACAUCACAGGUUACUCAGAUCCGUAUGUCAAAGUGUCUUUGCUCUGUGACGGGCGAAGACUGAAAAAGAAGAAAACCACCAUAAAGAAAAACACACUUAAUCCCACCUACAAUGAAGCAAUAAUCUUUGACAUUCCCCCCGAGAACAUGGAUCAAGUCAGCCUCCUUAUCUCCGUCAUGGAUUAUGAUCGGGUGGGCCACAAUGAGAUCAUCGGGGUUUGCCGCGUGGGGGUCAACGCCGAGGGGCUGGGCAGAGACCACUGGAACGAGAUGCUGGCCUACCCCCGGAAGCCCAUCGCCCACUGGCACCCGCUGGUGGAGGUGAAGAAAUCCUUCAAAGAGUGGCACGGCCGGGCAGCGAGCUUCGACAGCCAGGGCUCCUGUCCCUCCCCCAAACCACCCCCCACGCCGUGAUCCGGGGCAGGGAACGGCAAAAUGGGACUAAACCAAGUAAUUUUUGCACUUGGCCUUCAGUCUCAGUGGUUGCUGAGGGGCGGUGGCAGCAGCGGGACUUUCCGGUCUAGUUGUUCCUGCGUAAGUAAAGGUAGAAACCCGUUUCGUGGUCAAAUAUGUUUUUGUCUAAUAUGUCUCCCAAGGUGAUGUUAUUUUCGUGGCUUUUGCUGUACGGAUCUGUUUCCAGAGGGAGAAGGCGGACUGAGAUGCGUGCCGGGAGUUUGGUCUGUAAAAUAAUGUGUAAAAUAAUUUUUAGUGUGCGCAAAGGCAGGAAAGGGGCGAGGAGGUGUCUGCAGAGAGCAGAGGUGGCCGGGACAGUGGCCACUGGAAAGCCGUGGCAGAAGAUGGGAGAGACUCUUCCAAGCCACCGGCAGCUCCUUCCUCGUGGUCAGCCCCAGCCCUGCAGAGUGUCCCCGGGUUUCCUGUUCAUGUAGAGGUGUCCAUGAGCUCUUAGAAGUUUGUGAAGUGUGUACCCCACAAUUCCUUUUGUCAUAUAUUUUAAAAAAAGUGCUGUUGAUUCCUCAGGAGGGGAACCCUGGGUUUUUUUCCCCUGUAUCUGAAGUCUCCCCAGAGCUAUUUGCAUGAACAGUUUUUCUUCAGCCCCCUUUGUAGCUGCUGCUCAUCCCCCAGGACAUCCCUGCGUUAUCUGGAGUGGAGGGAACAGCGUUGCCACAGGUGGGAUUCACAAAAAAAAGGGGAAGAUGUUACAGAAAAGGGUGACAGCCCUGCAUGACCACUGAAUCUCAAAUUCUUGUCUCAUCCAAGUAAUAAAGGGUGACCCAAGGGGGAAAGGGAAAUACAGAAACAUGACCGAUGCUAAAAAAAGCUUCCAAUCUUUUUUUCUUAAGACUGUCAGCACUUCCUUAAAGAAUAAAGUUUCUCAGCCCAAGCCCUGAAAGGAAGGUCAAGUUAUGGAAAAAUAAAAAACGAAGCUCUGCUGGUUCCUUGGCUGCAGAGGCCCAGAAUGAAGUUAGAAUAUCCCAAGUACUGGCUUUACAGCUAAAUCAGCUGAUCUUUAUCAGCCAGCUGUGGAUUUUGGACACUUUCUCAUCCUGGAUUUUUCUCUGAGUUAGUGCUGUUUAUUCCACCCUAAUUAAAUUAGGCGAAAGCAAAUAUUUUGGUUUCGAGGCAGAAUUUCUGAGCGAGGCAGCCGGCUCUCCUCCCCUCAGGUCAGCAGGACUGUGCUCAUCAGCCGCAAUCCUCAGGUCAGCUCCAGCUCCCGUUCUCCCGGAUGUCACCGUGUCACCCCUGCACAGCACGGCUGGCAGAGGGGUGUUCGCAUUGCUCCUGGGUGAGAUGAAUCCUCUGUCCAGUGAAGGGUAAAUACAUCGUUCCCCAUCACACCUUGUGUCUUAAUUCUCUUUAUGUGCCACAUGCUAUAGGAGCAGAAACUCAAUAAAAUGGUUUUAUUUG
Hirundo rustica (Barn swallow) is the source of this 2682-nucleotide messenger RNA. RefSeq names its product synaptotagmin 6 (gene SYT6). The transcript is spliced from 6 exons. Gene Ontology annotation, molecular function: calcium ion binding; calcium-dependent phospholipid binding; clathrin binding. NCBI's taxonomy places the organism in Eukaryota, Metazoa, Chordata, Aves, Passeriformes, Hirundinidae. Gene Ontology annotation, biological process: cellular response to calcium ion; calcium-ion regulated exocytosis; regulation of calcium ion-dependent exocytosis. Gene Ontology annotation, cellular component: membrane. The coding region runs from base 1 to 1230 and encodes 409 amino acids. The record is from RefSeq and is a predicted model, not a curated record.